AUGGUAGAAAACAAAGGUAGAUUUGGUAGGUACCCUUGUCUCAAUUCUGACUCCACAAAUUUUCGUUGGGUCACCGAACCCACUAGACCCAAACUUCACUGCAUCACAAUUCACAACCACGGUGUUCCACCAUUCCAUCCCAAUAUCCCAAUAUCUCAAAUCAAAAAUCUCAUUUUCCUAAUCAACGACACACUUCACACUCUCUCUCUAACUUCAUCUUUCUUUCCCAAAGCAUUUCCUCUUCUGUUACCAGUCGGUGUUCGAUCGAAGAUGGGAGGGUCUGGAUCCGGAUCUGGUGCCGCUGAUUUUCUUAUGGUGCUUAUCAGAAACAUUGAUGUUCUUGCUGGGCCUGUGGUUAGUCUUGUUUAUCCUCUAUAUGCUUCGGUUAGGGCAAUUGAGAGUAAGUCUCCCGUGGAUGAUCAGCAAUGGCUAACUUAUUGGGUUCUCUAUUCCAUGAUCACUCUUUUUGAACUUACUUUUGCCAAAAUUCUUGAAUGGAUUCCUAUAUGGCCAUAUGCAAAGCUGAUUCUAACCUGCUGGAAAAAGGACGUCUUCUCUAAGCCAGAUGACAUUAUAACUGCUGCAGAGAAGUACAUCAAAGAGAAUGGAACAGAGGCAUUUGAGAAUCUGAUCCAUAGGGCUGAUAAAUCACAAUGGGGAGGUAGUCACCAUACAAAAUCACAGUGGGAUGAUAGUCACCAUACAAUGUAUGACGAGCAUUAUUGA
Molecule: messenger RNA, 726 nt
Organism: Vicia faba (fava bean)
Lineage: Eukaryota; Viridiplantae; Streptophyta; Magnoliopsida; Fabales; Fabaceae
Source: the annotation of a GenBank genome assembly